Xiphophorus maculatus (southern platyfish) is the source of this 8529-nucleotide messenger RNA. It is a transcript of the gene kirrel3b, whose product is annotated as kirre like nephrin family adhesion molecule 3. The coding region runs from base 289 to 2631 and encodes 780 amino acids. Gene Ontology annotation, molecular function: cell adhesion molecule binding. Gene Ontology annotation, cellular component: cell-cell junction. Lineage: Eukaryota; Metazoa; Chordata; Actinopteri; Cyprinodontiformes; Poeciliidae. The transcript is spliced from 17 exons. The record is from RefSeq and is a predicted model, not a curated record. Gene Ontology annotation, biological process: synapse assembly; cell-cell adhesion.
AGUGAGGGCUGGAGACUGAGAAUGGAUGGGGAACGCAAAACAGUGCGAGCGAGAGAGGAAGAGUGAACGUGCGUAUUCUGAAAGUCAGCAGUGAGGACGCAGAAAGUCCACAAGCUCACAUCAGCAGAGGAGAGAGCGUGAGGCGGAUCGGGGCACCCAGCCACUCUGAAGAGUCAAACACACAGCAAAGAGCCGUUGAGGGAGAAGGAAAAGAGGAAGAGUACGUGGAAGAAGAGAAGGACAGAAAACAGCUUUCCUCUGGUUUUGACCUCUCCAAUCUCCCCUGCCAUGAUCUCCUGGGUGCUCCUGCUCCUGUGGAUCUCCGGACAUAGGGUGGAGGCCAUGUUUACCCAGCAGCCCCAGGACAUGGUGGUAGUGGCGGGUGAGCAGGUGACGUUACAAUGCGCCAUCCCCGGAUACCGUGGUGUUGUCCUGUGGAUAAAAGAUGGACUAGCACUGGGAGUUGGCAGAGAUCUCCCUGGCUAUCCACGUUACAAAGUGACUGGCGACCAUGGCUUAGGGGAGCAUCAUUUGCUCAUCCAGCGUGUCGAGCUAAUGGACGAUGCAGUGUUUGAGUGCCAGGCUGUCCAGGCUGCCAUGAGGUCCCGUCCUGGCCGGCUCACUGUGCUGGUACCCCCGGACGACCCAGUCAUCGGUGGCGGACCUGUAGUGAGCCUGAGGGCUGGCAAUCCUCUAAACUUGACGUGCCACGCUGACAAUGCCAAACCUGCGGCAUACAUUAUCUGGAUCCGGAAUGGAGAGGUCCUUAACGGGGCCAUGUACUCCAAGGUAAGCACUGAGACAUUACUCCGAGAUGGCAGGAGAGAAAGCACAGUGAGCACACUCUACCUUUCACCAUCCAACAUCGAGACUGGUCAGCAGAUCAUCUGCAAGGCUUCCAACAAGGCAGUGCCCGAGGGCAAGGAGACCCGCGUCACUAUUGACAUUCAGCAUCUCCCUCUUGUCAAUCUCUCAGUGGAGCCUCAGCCCAUUUUGGAGGGCAAUCUUGUGAAAUUCCACUGCUCUGCAAAGGCCAACCCUCCCGUUUCGCUCUACAGGUGGGCCAAAGGUGGGAACAUGCUUAAGGAGGUCUCUGGGGACACCUAUGAGGUUAUCGUGGACCACUCAUUCUUCACAGAGCCUGUUUCUUGUGACGUUACUAACUCGCUUGGCAGCACCAACGUCAGUCGGAAUGUCGAUGUCUACUUUGGACCUCGUAUGGCUGCCGAACCUCAGUCCUUGCAAGUUGACCUUGGAUCUGAGGCCAUUUUCAACUGUGCCUGGACAGGAAACCCUUCUCUGACUAUAGUGUGGAUGAAAAGAGGCUCUGGAGUGGUUCUUAGCAAUGAGAACCUACUAACUCUGAAAAACGUGAGGCAAGAGGACGCAGGGAAGUAUGUCUGUCGUGCUGUCGUCCCACGUGUCGGAGCCGGGGAGAAGGAAGUCUCUCUUACCGUAAAUGGGCCACCUACUAUAUCCAGCACACAGACUCAGCAAGCGUUACAUGGAGAGAAAGGUCAAAUCAAAUGUUUCAUUCGAAGUACACCUCCGCCGGACCGCAUUGCCUGGUCAUGGAAGGAAACUGUUCUGGAGUCUGGAACCUCUGGCCGCUACACUGUGGAGACUGUCAACACAGAGGAGGGAGUCAUUUCAACACUUACCAUGAGCAACAUCGUCCCAGCCGACUUUCAGACCAUCUACAACUGCACAGCAUGGAACAGCUUUGGCUCUGACACAGAGAUUAUACGCCUUAAGGAACAAGGUGGGAGCCAAGAAUCUCUCCCAGUGGCUGUGAUCAUCGGCAUCGCCGUGGGAGCGUUCGUCGCCUUCAUUGUCCUAAUGGGCACCAUCAGUGCGUUCUGCUGCACCCGCUCCCAGAGAAAGGAAGUGCACCUGGUUAUGCCCUCACUGCCCGUCUCCAUCUGUGCUCACCAGAGAGAAGUUGCAAGCAAAAUUAAGACAGAAAAUCUGAAGGGAGUUGUGUCUGCAAAGAACGACAUCCGGGUGGAGAUUGUGCACAAAGACCACAAUGCGGCACGAGAAAAUGAAGAACACAACUCCAUGAAACAGCUGAUGGUGAGUGUUGAACGAGGAGAGUUCCAGCAGGAAUCUGUUCUGAAGCAGCUGGAAGUGUUACAAGAGGAGGAGAAGGAGUAUCAGCACAUUAAGGACCCUACAAAUGGCUAUUACAGUGUCAACACCUUCAAAGAGCACCACACGCCUACCAUGACGGGGAAUCAGACCGCUGAGGUGAGGAACUCCACCAACACCGGUACCCUCGGCAAGCAGCGAGUGCCAACAGGCAUGUCCUUCACCAACAUCUAUUCCACGCUGGGGGCAGGACCCAACCGCCUGUACGACUAUGGCCAGCGCUUUGUGCUUGGCAUGGGAAGCAGCUCCAUCGAGCUCUGUGAGCGGGAGUUUCAGCGUGGUUCGCUUAGCGACUCCAGCUCUUUCAUUGACACGCAGUGCGACAGCAGCAUCAGCAGCUAUAGUAAGCCGGAUGGAUAUGUGCAGUUUGAUAAAGACAGCAAGGCAUCUGCCUCUUCCUCUUCCCACUACUCCCAGUCAUCCUCACAGAACUCGGACCUCACCCGACCCCUCCAGAAGCGGAUGCAGACCCAUGUCUGACCGCUAGAGAGGGAGGGUGUUUGGAUGAGGAGCAACAAGCAGAAAGGAUUGUAAAACUGUUAAAGAUUCCACCUGCAGGAUCCCAUGAAUUAUCAGUGUUUGUAAAAAUUUCCUAUGGGACGCUCAAACAACGACUAGGCUUGAUGGACCUUGUGACCUGCUUAGGCAUCAAAAUGUCCCCAAAAAAUUAAUCAAGAAGCCUUAUAUUUCCUUCAUGUUUAAAUCAUCAAUCCUCUCUCCCUUUUUCUUUUUUGACCCAAAAUAGAGAUGUGCCACUGAGAGCUUAUUUGCCAACACAGACACUACAAGUUUGGAAUUUAACUUGCAACACUUGGUUUCUACAUUCAGAUUGUUAAGGAAUCAGAGAGCAUGAUUUCAAGGCUUUGUGUGACAAUCAGCUCUGCUGGCAUGGACCAAAUUUGCUUUCUGAAGACUGUGACACAGAGAAAAAGUGAGCAUUCAGCGCAGCACUCUGCACAAACUGCCAGACAAUGAAACAAAGCCAACGUCCUGCUGCCCUCUUGUAGUUUAAAGCACAACAAUGAAUGUGCAUGUUAUUUUCUGUCUGUUAAAUUUAUAACUUACAACACUUUCUCCUUGCCCGUUCACGCUGUGUGCUAAGGUUAAGUUGUUGCAGGUGGAGGAGAACUUUAAAAAGAACGCCUAUUUUUCCCAUCUUUUUCUAUAUCUGAGCUUCACAAGAAGAAGAGCUAAGAUCUCAAUUGAAUUUUUGGAGUCAUGUUUUCACUUUGACGCUGCGAUAAAAGAACAUCAGUGUCCACUUUCAAGCAUCUAAUUUUUUGACUCAUUUUCCACAUAGCGCAGAAAUAUACACAAGCGCCUCUUAAUGUCUAUAUCUAUUUUGCCUUGAGGGUCUGUUUGAACUGGGUCAUUGCUAACUUACUAAGUGAGAGAGACAAACACUAUCAGCUGUCCAGCUUAUGUGGAGCUGCAUCCAAUAUUAUGUUUUGAUACCAAAUCUAGUUCCAAGACACAUAAAAGAGGAAAUCUUACAAGCUUGCAUUGCAUUUGUCAGUUUUUUUCUUCUAAAUCUAAAGGUAAUCAACAACACUGAUAAAUAAACAGUAAACAUAAUGUUCUAGCUACUUGUGUGAAUAUCACAUUAGUAUUGUCAGUAUCACUGUUGACACUGGGGCUUAGUGCAUCCUGACUGUAUACCUACUAGUGAUUGUGCUGGUCGAACAUGACAAACAGAGACGGUUUUAUUUAUUUUUUCUGUUUUUAUGUUGGCUAUGAAGACGGUGGUGGAAAGCUAAUGCCUGUUUUCUUCUUUUCUGUGUGUGACAUAUAUUAGGUUUUGUUCGGUACCCAGUUGCUGAUGCUGUACUCAGCCUUUAGCCACUUACACACUAACUUUUAUACCAUAAUAACUCUUGUAAACAUAACUGAUCUUUUUAGAGAGGUUUGUGGGAAAACCCAGACUAUUGUCCAGAGAGUUUUUAAAAGUACCAAACCCUGCGAAUUCAAAUAGGUGAUAAGCCAAAGCUAUUGGUUAUAUCCAUUUCUUUCUAACCAGAACCAACAAAGUGAUUUGAUUCUUGUUUUGACUGCGUUUUUAAAGCAGAUGUAGAAAAACGACAUCAUGACUUCCAAAAAUGUUUACACCACUUUAGCAGUUAUAUGAUUUUUACAACUAUUGGCUUUAAUGUAUUUUAUUGGGAUUUCAGGUGAUAGACCAUCACAUAGUAAAAUAUGAAGCAGAACGAAAAUGAUGUUUGUAUUUAUGCUAUCUAUCUUCCCAUCAAUUCUGAUCAGCUUCCAUCAUAUUUUUCUGUUUUAUUCAGGGCAAUAUGCAGUGUUUGUUUUCCUUUACACAUAAAUUAUAAAGGCCACAAAAUUAAGCUUUUGUUUCAUGUUGGCACAUUAUUCCUCUACAUGGCUAGUGGGAAGUUGCAAAAUGGACUUCUUAUUGCCUUUUAUGUUUUCACCUUUCCAUACAGACCAAAUUUGUAGAGUGCGUGACUAAUAAUAGUACUGUUGACAUACUCCUAACUGAGCUGCUCCUUCAAAAUUACCUCAUGCUCGCUUCUCUGAUUAAUGCUGUCAUUGCUUGGCUUGUUAGCUGGAAAGCCCUACUCAUUCUAUUUCUGCAUGAUGAAAUGGACAAUGGUCUUCAAGACUUUCAGAGCUUGUGAUAUUGCUUUAGAACUUAUCCCUACAUUCCCCAACUUGAUGACAGACAAGUUCGCUGUGUUCCUUGGACUUGAUGAUGCUGUUGUUUUUUUCACUAACAUCUGAGGCCUUCACAGAACAGCUGUUCUGAGUUAAUUGAGUUAUACCGCAAUUAAAUCACACAUAGUUGGAGUAUAUUUAAUAAGUAGGUGACUUCUGAUUGGAAUUGAUUGCACGUUAUUUUAUUUAACGAAUACUUUAGUUACAUACUGAUGUGUGCUGGUCUAUGAUAUAAAAGCCCAAUGAAAUGCAGCAGAGCUAGGUUUUCAUAACGCGACAAAAACUUCAAGGGAUAUGAAUAUUUUUUCGUGAGGCACUGUGUAUUGUGCAGUACAUCAUAUAUAAUACCAACAUACAACCCUUCAUGUUUUCCUGCAUUUCCUGGUUUUACCUUGGAAUUACAUUUGCUUUAAUUAUCUCAAUAUUUUGAGAGAUAAACUACUGGGAUUCCUGGAACAACAAAUACUCUCAUAAAGCUGGAACACUUUGGCUGAUUAUAUUUUCUUUAAAAUUACAUAAAAAAUAAACUACAGAGCAUAAAUGGAUUUCAGAAUGUCCUAUCUAAUUCAGUAGGUUUUUUUUUACUUAGUUUGCACUGCUGGAGGCAGCUCACUGGGACGAUCCUGUGUGAGCUUGAAACUUCCAGUUCAUGAAUCACCAAGCACUGUAUUUGAACAGAAGCAAGUUGUUGUUGUAAGCACUUUACACAUGAUCAUAUUCAAGGUAUUUGAAUGGGGUUUUUCCACUUGAGAGGUAGCGGUUUGGACUAAUUUUACAAAUGGACUGGUGCCCAUUGUACAGCUUAAGACAAAAAGCUCUGUUUCAAUGCUGAUAAUCCUGCUUGGUACUUAACAGACUGUAUAUAAAUCUGUAAUACUGUCUUUCUCUGUAUAUAUUUAUAUAUAUUUUUUUCUUUUUCCUGGUUUUCAUUUCUUUUUCUCAGAUUUCUCAACAGCACAUUAGCUGUAGAGACAAACAAACAUAUGGUAUCAAAAUUAUACAGAGAGACAAUAAUGUUCUCUUUGUUUCCUUUCCAAAAAUUUCAUCAAGCCUGCCUAUUUCUUGCAAAUUACUCUGACAGCUCUCAGGAGCUGCUUUCUCUUUCCAAAAGAUCUCACCAGGAAAACCAACACUGCACACACAAGGCUCUAAGACGAGCUUAGGCAGGGACAGCUUUAAAGUGAGAAGCAGUAAGAGGUUAUUAUUCUGUCAGUCGAUGGGAAAGAUGCCCAGAUGCUUAGCAAUAUAUUGCAUUCAGCACCGUGAUGACUGUCAAGAAUGUCUGUCUUUUUUUCUUUUUUUUUUGCCAUUAAGUUUUCUUAGUUCUUAUGAGUGCAAGAUAUUUUUUUUUAUUAGUAGUAAUUGGAUUUAACAGGGUUCCUAAACAGAAUGAAGAAAUUAUUGAUUUUAUUUUUGUCCAGGUUUGGACUGGUAUGAAACAGACAUUAUUCCCAUCUCCGUUACCUAUAUGUUUCCUUCCAUCCAUCCAUCCAUCCAUCCGUCCGUCCAUCCAUCCAUCCAUCCAUCCAUCCAUCCAUCCAUCCAUCCAUCCAUUCAUCCAUCCAUCCAUCUAUCCAUUCAUUUUGCAGGUUCCAAAUUGGAAAUGUAUUCAGUACAUCCAUAGUAAACAUUUACUAAAUUUCAAAAAUUGGCAAAUAUUAAUGUAAAAUUUCAGGAAAUUCAAGUCUGGAAAAGUAUGAAAUUUUGACCAGAACAAUGUAUAUUAACACUAAACUACAGUAACUGAAUUGAACUAUACACUGUAUCUUUCUUGACACAUGUGGCUUUAAUCUAUAUUAUCUGUACAUAUUAUGAAUUCUUUUGUAACACUACUUUACAAAAGUUAUCAGAGCUCUGAUUUUUAGCAACCUUCAGCUUGUGAACAGGAAAACUUUGCCAUCCUCUAUGAACUGCAGCUUCUGUACUGAUCCAAGCCUAAUACAUUUUUCCAGUCCAGCGAAUCUCCUGCACUGCAAACAGAUAAAUAUUUGAUUGGCCUGCCUUCUGUCUCAUUCACCCCUAAAUGAUGGGCAUAAUGGCUAUUGCGGGCAUAGAAGUACUACAUGAUUUGAGUGCCAUGUUGGUCCCUGGGAACCAAAGUCCAUGUUGGGAAACUUGUGCCCCGUUCACCUGUGGACAGCUCACCGGCUGGUGCUGCCUGUUUGCCUGGCUGCGAGCGGCAGACAGAUGCCAGGGUAUAACAGAUGAUUACACACAGAGACCCAGAACAAUUACAAGAGGUUGCUGCCCUUUCGUGAUAAAACAAGACACACUUCUUAGCGUGUAGGAUGCAGGAUAGUCCUUUAUUCAGGUAUUCUAAGAACAAGUCUCUAAUAACUCUUUUUAAGGUUGAAGUGUCUGAGCUCAUUAGCAGGGCAAAGUGCUGACUGCACCACCAAUUUUGCUCAGUCUGAAUAAACUAGACACAAUGCAACAAGAAAUACAGAACAUUCCGGUGGUCAAUAUCUUGCCAUUGAUUGCAAACCGAAUCCCAUCAUCUAUGCUCUCCCCUUGUGUAUGAUAGUUGUUAAUAUCUAUGGCAAAACCCAUUAAAGCAGGUGCCAUUUGAGACAUUGAACUGAUCUUCAUAAACCUUUUAUAACUUGUAAAUGCUUUCUGUCUUUUUCUCUCUGUUUUUCCUUUCCUACCAAUCAAUACCUUGUUAGUACUGUGACAAAAUACAGGCAUAAGAUCAACACUAAAAUAGUACCUUCAGUUAAUCCUCGAGUUUUUGUUUUAGCCUUCAGACCACUUCUAUAAUGAUUUGGGUUUAGGUUGAAAACUGAAAGAAUUACAGAAAAAAAACAUCUGAAAGUCAAUUGUUCUAGUUAUCUGUGAUUGGUUGAGUUGUUUUGUUCUCCUGAUGAUGGCAAGAGGUUUCACUGGUGCAUGACUCAAGGUCAGAUAAAGUAAAUAUGGUCAUGGUAAAAAGACAGCAGGACCUCUGUCAGUUCUAAGGUUGUAGCUUGUGACCAGGUUCUGAAAGGGUUUAUAUUGUUCUUUAUAAUUACCAUGUAUUAUUUAUUAAACAAAAAUUAAAACAAAAUAUGAAGGUGUAAAGCUAUGUACCCAAGAUAUGUACUUAAUACAUAAAACCCUGUAAUUUAAAGGGGGUGUACUUUCUUUUUACCAUGAACAUUCCAUAGAGCAGUGGAGGCUUCUAAUGUAGAUGACAUGGCUUACCUCCCAGGGUGUAAUGGUAUUUGGGGGCAGCAUUGCUGAUCAAAAUUAAAAAGUUAUGUACAUUGAACAGCAGAUAUCUUCUUAAGUAUGCAUUGCAUGUUCAGCCAAUGCUGCAACCAACUAUUUGAAAUUUGGUCUAUUUGAUUAUCUCUUGUUCAAAACUUUUAAAUGACUGAACUUUAAAGUGAAUGAUGUCUGAAAACUUUACUCCAAUCUUGAAAACACAAGAAAGACCUUAGGGAAAUUGUGAAUGGCAUAGAAGGACGGACUUGUCCAUUCAAAUAGAACCAAGAGGGUCAUUUUAAGAAUGUUAUAAAUAGUAACAAUGCACAUACAGCAACUUGAUGACAAGAAGACAAGAUGUAAAUUCUUUCAGGUCAACCAUUAUUUUAGGCAGUGGCUGUCAUAUAUCUGUAAAGAGAAAAAAAAAGAAAACAGUUGUAUUUUAACAGUACUGGUCUGUGAAUCUAUGAUGCUUUUGCUCUGUAUAUUUGGAAAAUAAAACUGAUGUUUGAAUUUGUG